This is a messenger RNA of Saccostrea cuccullata (small rock oyster), 1082 nucleotides long. RefSeq lists its product as uncharacterized. The transcript is spliced from 6 exons. The coding region runs from base 96 to 1049 and encodes 317 amino acids. The record is from RefSeq and is a predicted model, not a curated record. NCBI's taxonomy places the organism in Eukaryota, Metazoa, Mollusca, Bivalvia, Ostreida, Ostreidae.
UUCAAACAAUCACCUUGCUUCCGAGGGGAUAGGUUUUUUGUUUUUAAAUUUGAGACAAUAAAUAGAAAGCAAUAGAACUGAAGUAUUCAUCCAAAAUGAAGCAGCUACAUCUACCAUUACUUCUGUUGUUUGCGGUUUUAUUUGAAACCAUAGCACAAGAGUGUAACAUAAAUGGCGUUUUAAAAUGCUGGAGUGGGUCAUCUGUGCCAGAAAUCAUGAGCAGGUUCAGAACUCCAGAGUUCUUGAAGACAUUGAAUGCCCAAUAUGCAACUGAGGAAUAUUGCAGUGCUCACAAAAAACUAGAUUUAUGCAUGCAAGACUACAGAGCUACUUGUCCUUCCGGAGACACUCUGUCACUGGACACCAUCAUAUCUGCUGGAAACUUCCUCUGCAAAGAGGGUAAACAAGGUUUCAUUAAUCAUUUCCACUGCUUGAUGACUGAUGCGUUUCAAACCAGUACAUUGACUUGUAUGAAUGAUAUGAUGGAACUGUCUAAAAAUGUCAGCGAGGCCAAUGAUAAUAGAUGGAAACUUUCCGAUGAAAAAUGCAGAACCUCAGAAGAGGCGCUUACUUGUAUUGAGGAGAAAACUAAGGUAGCAUGUGGAGAAUCAGCAGGUCAAUUUGUCCAUCAUUAUCUCGAGGCAACCCUUCAACCUUUGAUGAAAGGUGUUCAGUGUAACCACAGUCAUUCACCAAAUGAAUAUCCCUCCUCACAGAAUUUGAACAAUGUAAUCAAAACCUGUGCGAAAUAUUGUUAUAAAUAUCCUAACAGCUCUGAUACACACGUCCUGGAGAGCACGAAAAAGGAGAUGGAUAGUUGGUGUGAAACUAAUUGUAAGCUUGGAAACUGUCCUGAAAACCUCUGUACAUGUGACUGCCAAAUUCCCACACAGGUUCUUGUAUGUGAGCCAGUCUUGGCAAAAUUUGGCGCCAAAGAUGACGCUGCUUCCUGGUGUCUGAACACAUGCAAUGCCGGACAUUGUCCUGAGGAUUACUUUAAAUGUCAAAUUCUGUAUAGCCUUCCUAGACCAGUCACUGCAGGAUUAUGAUGUUCUAACCUUCCGAGUUUGAAGAGAAAUCCA